AUGAAAGACGUCCUCGAAGCGAUGCAUCAGGCUUUCGUCAAGAUGACUUGUCUCGAAUGCUGCAUCAUUGAUGCCGGGAACAAACUUCAUCCCAAGUCGAUGGAACCUCCCGCCAUGUCGUUGUUGUUGACGAUAAGUUUGGUCGUCGAAAGAAAUCUCCGAUUCCUUGUUCUCCAAGGAACCGUACACCAUUUAUCAGCAUGGGUCACUUCGGCGCGGAUGGAGAGACUCGAAGAGCUCGUAGUGAUCGUGUUGGCCUUCCCCGCUCAUUUUGGCUCUGGUUCUGAGCAUAGUGAAGAUCAGAGAUUCAUUGCGUCUCGCCUCGCACCGUUCAUCAAUUCGGUGUCUCCCUCGCUCUUGAACCUUCAGCUUUCCUUUUCCUAUGAACUCGAUCUCUCGGACUUUUUGAGAGCGCUCAUCGACAUCCCACAUCUGUGCCACCUCCUUCUCCAAGCAUCCUUAUAUCCCACCUUCCAAUCCAACCCCAACGCUCUCUGCGAGUUCUUGGCCGAAAAGGUUCCUCCGCGCUGCCGGGUUCAUCUUGUUGGGAUCUUUCAGUCUGACCCAAUGGAUCAUCCACGGGGGUUCGAGGACACGGCGUCCUCCGCGCAUUCAAGACUGCCAGUGAAUACUUUGUACCGCAGCCAAGAAAUGGAUAUCGACAUCAUCGCGACGUUGACGAAACAUUUAGGGGACAGACUAGAGAGUAUCCAUCUUUACCAGUAUUCCUUGAGCAUUCCUCAAUUUGAGGCCUUGGCCACGAUGAAGACCAAUAUCUAUGAAGAGAUUUAUAGCAAUGGAGACGGUCUUUAUGACGAUUAUGGUCGGUCUACAUUCCUAGUACGGGCGAUCGCCCCAAGGCACUCGGGCGGUGGCUGGCCACUUCGGAACAUCAGAUUCUGUGAGCUUCAGCCCCAGGCAGAGUUCAUCAUCCAUGCAAAAGAUAUAUCCGUCGUGCCGAUGACGCGUGAAGCUGCGCCGUACUCUACAAUCAUCCUUCCGGGGUGCAACUUAUCUACUCUGUUGACCAAGGUCAAACUCGGAAUUGAAUAG
This is a messenger RNA of Pleurotus ostreatus (oyster mushroom), 1053 nucleotides long. RefSeq lists its product as uncharacterized. The transcript is spliced from 3 exons. Bases 1 to 1053 code for a protein of 350 amino acids. The record is from RefSeq and is a predicted model, not a curated record. Lineage: Eukaryota; Fungi; Basidiomycota; Agaricomycetes; Agaricales; Pleurotaceae.